Messenger RNA from Rotaria sp. Silwood1, 3438 nucleotides. Lineage: Eukaryota; Metazoa; Rotifera; Eurotatoria; Philodinida; Philodinidae. The record is from the annotation of a GenBank genome assembly.
AUGUUUUUACUAAUCAUACUUGUCAGCUAUAUUUUGGGUUGUGUAUCGACAAUAACUUUACUAUUAUAUUUAUAUACACAGUAUGCAUUUUCUUCACCAAUAACACUUAAUGAACAAGAAGAAGAACAGUAUCAAACAUUUCAUCCAUUGCCUGAAAAUGAACGUGCUAACAAUUCAGCUGUUGAUGCUGUUAAUUAUCUAUUCCAAUUUUUAUUUCAAGAACUAAAAGAUAGUUCAGGAUUAAGACGGUAUUUAAUGCAUAAAUUAAAUACAGAAUUUAAUGAAUUAAAAAAUAGUCGAACAGGAAAAAUAUUUCUUCAAAAUAUUGCUAUACAAGAUUUUUCAAUCGGAAAAGAAUGUCCAGUAUUAAGAGAUAUUAAACUUGAACAUCAAGAACGUGAUGAACGUAAUCUGAUUAAAGAAUUUGUUGCUAUUAUUGAUGCUGAUUAUAAAGAUGGGUUUUCUGUUACACUUGAUGUAACAUUAUCAUUUGGUCCUAAAUGUCAAAUAUCUAUUAAAGUUAAACGUAUUCAAGGACGUUUACGUUUAGAAUUUCGACGUGAACCAUUUUGUCAUUGGUUAUUAGUUUUUAAAGAUGAACCAUUUAUUGAAUUUGAUGUUAAAUCUAUUUUUGCUGCUGGUGAAAGUCCACAUGUAGCACAAAUAAUUACUCAACAAUUAACUCGUGCUAUAAAACGUAAACAAACAUGGCCAAGUUAUAAAAUUCGUUAUACACCAUUUUUUCCAACAUCACAACAAUCUUUACCAAUUGAAGUUUUAUCUUCUAAUGGAAAUAAUCUUAUACCUGGUAUAUUUAAUAUCAAAAUUAAACAUUGUGAUCGUCUUUCAAUUCCAAUAAAAAUAUUUGAUAAACAAAAAAUUUCAUUUGUAUCAGUAUUUUUAACUGUAAAUAUUAAUGAACAAAUGUGUACUGAUUAUUUAUAUAUGCAACGUCAACAAUGGCCAAUCAAAGAAAUUGAAAUUGUUCGUAAUAUAAAUAAAAUAAUUGUUAAAGAAGUUAAUUAUAUGAAUCGAACAGAAUUAUUAAUUGAACAAAUUGAUCCAAUACCAAAUAGCAUAGAUAAUAUAACAACAUUUCAAGCAGCAUUAGAAGAUAGAAAUGUAUUUUUACUUCAAAUAGAAGGACAAGAUAUUAAAACAAUUAAACAAAUGCAUCGUUUAUUAAAAUCUAAACCAACUGUUGUAUCUAAUGAUGGAACAACAACAACAACAACAACAACAAAUGUAGCUGAAGAUAAAAUAAAAAUUAUUGUUGGCAUGCCUUUAUUACAUAGUGUUCGAGUACAAUAUACAAUUGAAUCAUUUAAUAAAAUAGAAACAGAAAAACAAAAUGAACAGUCACCAAAAUUAUCAAUACGUACUGAUAAGUCUUUAACACCAGUCAAUGUACGAAAAAGAACUGUUGAACCAACGAUAAAGUUUGAUAAAAAUGACGAUUCAAUUGAUGUAGAAAAAAAACCAUCAGAUGGUGAUGAUGAUGAAAAAAUACAAAAUGUUACUAUAGAAGAUACUUCUAUCAAACCAUCACAUACAAAUAUAACAAAAAAAUUAAAACAAUCAAGAAGUACCGUAAAUGAGAUCACUCUAAUUAUGAUGAAUACGAAUAUUUUACAAGAAUUUAAAGCUCAACCGACUGCUCCUCAAAAAGUGGAACCGUACAUGGAAAUUAAUAAUGACUUUAGUUUUCAAGUCGGUUCAAAUGAACGAUUUCUUAAUGUUUGCUUAUGGUGUAAACCACCGCUUGAUUCUGAUGUACCAAAUGCUGGCAAGAAACUUAUCUUACUUGGUUAUGCUACAGUUCCUCUUUCACAAAUAGUACUUGAUGCACAUAUGAGUUUUAAACGUGAAACUCAAAUGGUGCUCUAUUUUCGAUCGCCUUAUUCUGAAAAUUCUAGUUUAAAUGCUUCAUUAACAGAUUCUGAAAGUAAUCAACGACUUGAAUUAAGUAAACAUAAAGGUUAUGAUGAUAAUUUGACUCAUGGUUGUGUAACAGUAAAUAUCAAACAUCAACCAGAAAUUGAAGCAAACUUAAAUUCACAAGAAAAAAAAGAUCAAUUUGUAGCUAAUGUACCAGUUUUAACUGAUUUGGCUAGAAAAAUAAAAGAAGACGAAAAAAAACAAGUUCAAUUAAAUUAUAUAAAUAUAAUUAAUAAACAACACGAAUCAUAUAUACGAAAAAUAACAGAUCAUUUAUUUGAAGAUAAAGUAUUUCCAGUUACAACAGUAUGUUAUUAUUGUAAAAAAAAAAUUUGGAUGAAAACAGGACGUCAAUGUCAUGAUUGUUUGAUAACAAUACAUAAAAAAUGUGAAGAUAAAUUUAAUGCUCAAACACCAUGUACACGUGAACCAAUUCAUUUAAAAACUAAUCAAAUUUCUACAUCACCCGAUGAUGAUAAUAAAGGUUUAGUUAAUAUUGAAUUGAAUGAUACUGCAAUUGUAAUAACAGAUGAUGCUGAUUCAACAUCAAUUAAAAGUAACGAUGAAUUAGUAUCACAUCCUGUUAGUCAUCAAAUAACAACAAUAUCACCAAUAACAGUACCACCAACAACAGCACAUCGUUUGUCAACAAAAGCUGCAGCUGCUUUUUCUGUAUUGGAUUCCACAGCACGUCGUUCAUUUCGUGCAUUCGGAAAUAAAAAUGCUAAUCCAACAACAAAUUUAGCUGAAAAUCUUUCAACAAUAUCAGAUUUAUCAAAAAGUGAUGAAUCGUUAGCUAGUUCUUUGUCUAGUUCAACAGCAGGAUCAACAAUAAUAACUCCUCACGUACACACAUCUUCCAAACUAGCAAAUGCUGCUUCAUCAGCUUAUAGUAAACUUCGAGAAUUUAAAUCUAAACGAUUAUCUUCUACUCCUGAAAAUACUUCUACAAAACAAACUCGAGCAACACCAAUUUCAAUACCUAAUGAAAAUAUUCCUGAAGCUGAUUUACGAGAUAUCAUUACGACAUGUUUAUCUGAUGGAAACAAUGAUGUUACAAAUCUUGAACAUUUACUUCAUGAAAGAGCUGUUGAUGAUACAGCACUUUAUGCUAAAGCACGUGAAUUUGGACAAGAUUUAUUUUCUGAAUUAACACCUGAUGAACGCAAACAUAAACUUGAUAAUGAAAUUUCUCGUUUACAACAAGAAAUAAAUUUACAAUGUCAAAUUCGUGAUGAAUUGACUAGUGAAUGUGAAAAUAAUUUAACAGAAGAAAAUGAAAAACGAAAACUUCGUGCUAAAAUUGCUAAUAUUGAUGAAAAAGUUCAAGCAUUAGGAGCGCUGACUAUUCUCUAUUGUUCAGGUCUUAAACAUUGUUCUACACAAAUGGCAACAAAAGAACAUACGAAUGAACCAAACCAUGAAUUGAUUAAUGUAUUGUUAGAUGAAGAUGAAACUAAUGAUUUAGACGAUUCUCAAAAUAAUAACUCUGACAAAUAA